Molecule: messenger RNA, 1347 nt
Organism: Opisthocomus hoazin
Lineage: Eukaryota; Metazoa; Chordata; Aves; Opisthocomiformes; Opisthocomidae
Product: acyl-CoA (8-3)-desaturase
Biological process (GO): lipid metabolic process
Cellular component (GO): membrane
Molecular function (GO): oxidoreductase activity, acting on paired donors, with oxidation of a pair of donors resulting in the reduction of molecular oxygen to two molecules of water
Source: RefSeq, a predicted model, not a curated record
AUGGCUCCGCAGACUGGCUCCACUGAAAAGGAGACGCGUCCUGUUUCAGCUUUUCCACAGCUUUUCACUUGGGAAGAGAUCAGAAUCCGCAAUGGCCGUGGCCAAGGUCAGGAGCGAUGGCUGGUGAUUGACAGAAAGGUUUACGAUGUCAGCAAGUUUUCCAAACAACACCCUGGAGGCAGCCGAGUUAUUAGCCACUAUGCUGGGCAAGAUGCUACGGAUGCCUUUGCAGCAUUUCACAAGGAUAAGUCUCUGGUGAAAAAAUACUUGAAAUCACUGCUGAUUGGGGAGCUGGCACCAGAUCAGCCCAGCUUUGAGUCUAAUAAAAAAAAAUCACUUUUAGAGGAUUUUCGUGAGCUGCGCUGCACCAUUGAGAAGAUGGGACUUCUGAGGCCAAAUUACACCUUUUUCUUCCUGAUUUUCCUUCACCUCCUGGUACUGGAUGCUGCAUCCUGGCUCGUGGUCUGGUACUUCGGGAUAUCCUUGGUGCCUUUUGUGGCUGGCAUGGCGUUCUUCACCGUUGCUCAGAUCCAGAUGGCCUGGUUCCAACAUGAUCUGGGGCACUGCUCUGUCUUCAGGAAGCCUAAAUGGAAUCGACUUAUGCAUCUUGUUGUGAUAAAUGUUCUGAAGGGGUUAUCAGCCAGCUGGUGGAAUCACCUGCACAACCAGCAUCACGCCAAACCCAACUGCUUCCGCAAAGACCCUGACCUCAACAUGCACCCUCUCCUGUUCAGCUUGGGAAAGACACUCUCCGUGGAGCUUGGAAAAAAGAAGAAGAAGUUCAUGCCUUACAACUAUCAGCAUAAGUAUUUCAUCUUGUUGGCCCCACUAGCUCUCGUACCCUUCUUCCAGCUGUCUAUAUUCUACUUUACAAUCAAGAGGAAGAAGUGGUUGGACCUGUUACUGUUUGUGUCUUUCAACAUCCGAGUCUGUCUCAUGUAUAUUCCUUUAAUGGGAUUCAACAAUUUCAUGGUGUACUACUGGCUGUCCAGGUACAUAGAGAGUACCUGGUUUAUCUGGGUGUCGCAGAUGAAUCACAUUCCCAUGGACAUUGAUUACGAUAAGAAUGAAGACUGGGUAUCUACUCAGCUCCAUGCAACAUGCAAUGUGAAACAAUCUUUCUUCAAUGACUGGUUCACUGGGCACUUGAACUUCCAAAUAGAGCACCACCUUUUCCCCACAAUGCCUCGACACAACUACUGGAAAGCAGCUCCUCUGGUGAAAGCCCUUUGUGAUAAGCAUGGCAUUGAGUAUAAAAGCAAGACUUUACUGACAGCCUUUGAAGAUAUUUUGCAUUCGCUGAAGGAUUCUGGGGAGCACUGGCUUGAAGCAUAUCUGCAUGGAUAG